AUGGCCAACAAGGCUGUUAUCUGCCCUCGGCAUAGUUCCCAUAAUCCCAUGUGCCUGAUCGACCCCAGCAAUACCCCGGAUACCCUUGACCCAGGGACAUUACCAGCAUUUCUAUUCAAGGGUGGUACGGACACAAACUCCAGCGGAGCCUCGGAUCUUUGCAAGCUGAGCUGUGCCGAUGAGAAAUGCGAUGCCGGCGGAGUCAGGUCGCCCACCCCCAAUCAGCAGCAGACGAAUCGAAUGACGUCGCCCCGUUGUUCGCGCCUAGAUGAGCCGAGCACCGCACGCACUCGGACCGGUGAGUGCAGUUCAGCGUGUGGUGCAUUGCCGCUGCGACGACACCGAACAAACGCCAACACCAAACCCCGUGCUUCCCCCAUUUCCGUCGUUUUCCUCUUCAUCGACUCACUUCCAACUCUCCUCAACCUCACACCAACUUCUCACCACGCAUCUCACGACCUACACCUGCAAUACUAUCAGUAG
Colletotrichum lupini is the source of this 483-nucleotide messenger RNA. RefSeq lists its product as uncharacterized. The transcript is spliced from 4 exons. The coding region runs from base 1 to 483 and encodes 160 amino acids. Lineage: Eukaryota; Fungi; Ascomycota; Sordariomycetes; Glomerellales; Glomerellaceae. The record is from RefSeq and is a predicted model, not a curated record.